Ostertagia ostertagi is the source of this 366-nucleotide messenger RNA. The record is from the annotation of a GenBank genome assembly. NCBI's taxonomy places the organism in Eukaryota, Metazoa, Nematoda, Chromadorea, Rhabditida, Trichostrongylidae.
AUGUAUGAAGAGCUGGCCGGUGGCGCUAAAGCCUCUGUCUUCCGCACAGAUUAUGACCGGGAGCGUAUUAUUUAUGCACGAGAUUACCUGUUGCAGCACGCCGUUCAUCCACCGUCGCUGAGCGAACUGGCGAAGGUGGCGGGCAUUAAUGAGUUUAAACUGAAACGCGGUUUCAAAGAGGUUUUUAAUAAUACGGUCUUCGGUUACCUGAACGAUCAUAAAUUGACGCAGGCAAAGGAUCUGCUGCUGUCUGGAAAUAUUGCGAUUAAGGAAAUGGCCUCACAUCUCGGUUAUUCAUCCGUGCCUCAUUUCAGCAAUGCGUUUAAAAAGAAGUUUGGCACAUCGCCGGGUAAGGUUCGUAAAUAA